CAGCAUCCUGACCAACCAUCAGACCGGAUUACCCUGUUUUGUGAAGGCGGCCGACCUGCUGAAGUUGAUAUUUAAUAUGCACACAAAGCGAUCCGCGUCACUGGCCGCUGAUCAGCACCGGAUGGGGACAUUUGCUUGCAUUUCGAGGUUGGGAAAGAAUACUUCAAACCUGAAAAACCUCAAAAUACAAAUGGCUCUAGGAGUCUCCCUCUCGCUCAACACAUAAAAGCCACAGUUGUUCAUAUUUUUGUUGAGGUCAUAUUUAGGACGUUGCUCAGGGGAUUGUUGUGGGAGGGUGUUAUCUAAGCCUCAGUGCUCUUCGCUGGGGAAGGAAGCAGAGGGAAAGCCUAGGAAGUCCCUGGAGAAGAUCGCAAAAAGAAAACAGCCUGUAGCUGGCAGGCCAGCGCUUACAUAACUAACAGGCACGGUUCUCCACUAACAUCACGGAACAAGGAGCCCAGUGGGGGAACUGAGGUGUUCUGUGUUGCUGCCUGCUAGUUGGGAUAAUAUCUGUUCACACGUAACCCCCAGCGUGCUUUCUCAGCGUUUUAUUUACAUGGAUGCUAAUGGAUGUUCUGCUGGAUUCUCCCUCAGACGUUUUGGAAAGACCCGCAGCAUCACCUGUUGCUUUCUGUUGUCCAAAUCCAUCCGUGGUGCAGCUGGCAGGUAAGGUGGUUUGAAUCAGCCACCGGCAGGGCUCAGGGAUGCCCCGACACAGGAAAACCAGGCUACUCCACUGGCCCGCUUACAGACUGUUGUUUCUAACACGAGUCCUGGACUGAAAGCUUCUGUACCAGAGAGCGAGCGAGAGGUUGUCAUUUUUUUUAUUUACAAGACAUUUUCUAACACUGCUGCUGAUCUCCGGGUGCUUCAAACUCUAAAUUUAAGAGAAUCUCCCUACAUUUUGCUAGCACGGCUCCAAACAGCCCGUCUCCAUUUCAGGUCUUAACCUGCACUGUUUUCUAAUUUGAAGAAAGUCACAGAGGAGGGAAAAUAAAAAGCCAAGUCGGAUUAUCAUCCCAGAAUUCUUUCAAGCUCUCCUCUGCAUUUUCCCUUUUUGUUUUUUUCAGCCUCAAUUCAUUUUUUUUGCUGUUACAAGUCCAUCUCCUACCAAAACAGGUCUACCUCUGUCAACUCUCGCACCUCACUAACCUCCCAUUCAUAAACCACUCAAAUAAAACUGGACCAGUUCACAUCAGGUGCAAGGUUAAUCAGUUUGGCUGGAGUUCUCCGUUUGCCGGGACCGAGAGAGCGCCACACCACCUCAAAACUAAACGUUUUUAUUUAAUCAUUCCCACGAUUUUCACCGAGCCUUUAUUCACUUACAGAAUUUCUCCUUUUAUACUGAUAUUACUCUAGAGACAUGUAAGACAUUUUUUUUCUUGGCUAGUAGUUGUAACUGAUUGAGAUGUUGGGUAGAACAGAGUCAAUCCAGUAUCAUUUAUCUCAAGCUCUGUAAAAGAUAGCUGUCUGGACACCUCUCCUCUUUACAAUCUGUGGCUGGUUUGUUGAUCCUGCCUUGCCGCCUGGGUUUUUUUUUGGCCGAGAGGAAAACACUGGCUUUUACAGCCGAGCAACUUGUAAGCUCCUUUUAAUCUCUCUCACACACAGGAGAUCAGGAUUGACCUAAGAACCUAAGAGAAGAGUUUGCUCCUCCUCCCAUCUUGGUGGGAAACGUAAAGAGGAAGCCCUCAACUAUCUUUUUUUUUGUAUCUCUCACACCUAAAUGAACACAUAACUCUGAAUGACGAAGUCCGUCGCAUAGCAGCUGCUGACCAGACACGCACAUCUAACACAAGAAGUGAUGCCAGGUGGCAGCAGUAAGAGUGGAGGGCGGGGUCCAUCCUCGUCACCCCUUCCCCACGGCGCCGUCCCGCCCAGCAGACCCCUGCGACCCUCCCGCUAUGUCCCGGUGUCGGCGGCCACUUUCUUCCUUGUUGGCUCCACCACGCUCUUCUUCUGCUUCACGUGUCCGUGGCUUUCAGAGCGUUUCUCAGUGGCCGUGCCCAUCUACAAUGGAGUCAUCUUCCUGUUUGUUUUGGCUAACUUCUGUAUGGCCACAUUCAUGGACCCCGGCAUCUUCCCGAGAGCCGAGGAGGACGAGGACAAAGAGGAUGACUUCCGUGCUCCCCUCUACAAGACCGUGGAGAUCAGAGGGAUCCAGGUCAGGAUGAAGUGGUGUUCAACCUACCGCUUUUACCGGCCACCGCGGUGCUCCCAUUGCUCCGUCUGUGACAACUGUGUCGAGGACUUCGACCACCACUGUCCGUGGGUGAACAACUGCAUCGGCAGGAGGAACUACCGCUACUUCUUCCUCUUCCUCCUGUCCCUGACAGCUCACAUCAUGGCUGUGUUUGGCUUUGGCCUGCUCUUUAUCCUCUACCAUCGCCAGAACAUCGACCGCCUGCACGCCAUCGUCACGCUGGCUGUAAUGUGUGUCGCAGGCCUGUUCUUCAUCCCUGUUGCUGGCCUCACUGGUUUCCACAUUGUGCUUGUGGCCAGAGGCAGGACUACCAAUGAACAGGUGACAGGGAAGUUCAGAGGAGGUGUUAACCCCUUCACCAAUGGCUGUUGGAAAAAUGUCUCUCAUGUCCUCUGCAGCUCACUAGCACCCAGGUAUCUGGGCAGAAAGAAGUGUGUGCAGAGUGUGUGUGUGCAGCCUCCGUUUCUGCGGCCACAGCUGACAGAGGCCCAGCUGGCUGCAAAGAUCCUGGACAACGGCAUUCAGGGAGAACUGCACAGGUCCAAGUCCAGUCUGGAGAUGAUGGAGAGCCAGUCAUGUGACGCCGAGCCUCCUCCCCCUCCUAAACCAGAGCUCCGCUACCCUGGGAUCUCCAGAGGAAACACAGAGGAGUGCAGUCUACUGAACAAAGCCCCUCCCACCCCCACCAUGUACAAAUACAGGCCCACCUACAGCCCUGGCAAGAACCACACAGCGCUCACACAUGCUUAUGCCAACCAGUUAAGUCGAGGGGAGAGUGUCGGCAGUGCCAGGGACUCCUCCUCCUCCACCUCCUCCCUCCUCCAGGCCAGCCAGCAGCCCGGUUUCCGCUCGCAGCCCAGCCUGGAUAGGAGGGACACGUCAGCUGACAGAGGAGGGGGGGAGAGGAGGGAGGGAGGAAGAGAGGCGGGAGGAGGGGGCAUCCCCGGCUACUCGCUUGGCGGACGCUCGUAUCCCUCCUUCUCCGACCCCACCGUCCUAUCGGGAGUGGCGUCGCGAUCUUCCAGCUCCACGCACACCUCAGCGGGCGCCGCCCAAGUCUCCGAGGCUACCACCACCUCGACCAGCUUCAAGAGCUUAGCCAAUCAGACGCCCCCGCCUCAUCACCCGUCCCGCAACGGGAGCCUGUCGUACGACAGCUUACUGGCAGGCGGUGACGAUUUCGACAAAGGAGUGGUGGCGGGUUCGGCGGCCCCUGAGGUUUCCUCUGGGAGACCCUGCACGCCGGCAGCAGGCGGCUACAGCUCCCCCUUUCUGUUGUCACAACAGAGAAUUGCUGAGAUGCACUCCCAGUCCUCCCAGUCCUCCCAGUCGCCCCUUCACCACCACCGCUCCUCCCACCCCCACCACCACCACCACCACCCCCACCCCUUCCUCCAUCGCUCCUCUUCCUCCACAUCCUCCUCCCCGCCGCCUCCUCCAGAGAGGGAGCGACUGCUGGGCGAGCCCCACGCCGGCGUUCUCCCCCCGCCUGCCAAUCAGGCCUCGGUCCCCCCCCCCUCCUCGGCCCCGCCUCCCCCACACCAUCACCACCACCACCACCACCACCACUCCCAUCACCACCACCACUCCUCCUCCUCUUCCUCUACUUCCCGCCCUCCCCGCUUCGCUGCCCCUCACGCACCACCCCACCACGCUUAUCCCUUCCGCACCCGCUCCACUGACACCCCUCUGGGCUCCUCCUCCACGACCCACCCACCCCGCUCCCCGCACCCUCCGCCUCUGGGAAAGUCGCUCUCUUAUUCGAGCGCCGCCGCCGCUGAAAUGCAGUAUCGGCUGGUCCGAAAGGCGUCUGCGUCAGCUGGAGCGAACGCGGCGGGGGUAGGAGGAGGAGGAGAAAGUGGAGGAAUGGGAGGAGGAGGAGGAGGAGGAAUACAAGCGCCGAAGGAUGAGCUGAUCCAGAUGAAACCUCUCGGUCGGACCAAUGGCGGCAAGCCCUUCUCCUCCACCUCCUCCUCCUGCUCCGCCCCUUCCUCUCCCUCUCACCCAGUCAGCGUGUCCGCCCGCCCCGGAGCGGCCUAUCCUAACUCGCCGUUGAUGCGGAGUCCCGCCCAUAAGCCCCAGGGUGGCGCGGUAAAGAAGGUGACUGGCGUCGGAGGCACGACCUACGAGAUUUCUGUGUGAGUAGCAGCUUGUCUUGGACCACUGUGACGACGAGGAAAUACUGCCCUCUUUCUGCUUUCCUGGGACAGAUUUGGACGAUACAAGGAGCUGCUGUAGACCCGGACAUCUGAGGAGGGACUGGACCAUUUUGUCUGGGUCUUGCUCCUGAUUGGCUCACUGCCUGUGCAGCUAAACGGCACAGGGCUGUCCUGCUUCCAGACAUCCACCUCAGUAACUGCUGGGAAAAUGACUGACGUAGGUACCGGGACAGAGAAGAACAUUUGUUGGGAUUUCACCGGUGCAAACAAACAAGAUUUGCCUCCUGGUUUCUGUGGGUUUCCUCCUCGCUGUAGCUCGGGAGGUGGCGCAGGCCUCUUAACUGGUCUGGGUGUUACUUUAGAAAAGUAUAGCAGCGCAAGGCACUGCCACUGCCAGGGGGAGGAGUCUGAUCCCCACCAGAGGGGUGGAUUAGGGUUUGACCGCUGUAGGUAUCAGCACUUUGGGACUGAAGCUGCAUUUAAGGUCAAAUCGACGCAGAUGUGAUAUUUAGAAGAUCAGCGAACACGUUGGUGCGGUCUGUUGAAACCCGGAAAGAUUCAUUCAAAGUUAAGGGCUUCCCAUAGACAACCAGUUCAGUGUUGAUCAAGUGAUAGCUAGUUGUCAGUUAAACCCUACUUUUUAACACCAGCAUCCACCCAAACGGAGCGUGGUGCGGUUGCGUUGGACCAAGCGUUCCCAGGCGACGCCGCUCUCCUCGAGGCCGCCGCCUCGUUCGCAGCCGACAGGAGGUCACAAAAAUCAGGCAGUCGGAGGGAUCUGUCACGGACCCGAGAGACCACAGCGGGACCCCGGCGCUGUCGAUCGAUCCACGUCGCCGUGUGAACUGACUUUAGGGAAGAAAUACGACAGUGAGAAAAAACCACAAUGCUGAUUCGCCUUUUAACUCGUUGAUUUCUUCCUAGAUGUGAAUAUGUUUGUACAGGACGAUGUGAUUUCAAAUGUGGAUGUCUUUUUCUUUAUCUUCAUUUUUUAGAGUGGCAUUUUUACCGGACUGCAGCAUGCACUACUCUUACCAGCCACUGUAGGCCGCCGUGUUUGGCUGUGGACCAUGUCGUCUGUUUGAACAAACAGGAAGUGGGAAAGUAAAUGAUAAUCAUGGUUUGGCCUUUGGUUGUUAACGGGUUCCUUAAGACGAGGCACGUACUUCUAGAAAAUGUUUUCCUUGAGCAGUUGCCUUGAAAUUUCAAGUGUUUUUUUUUAUGUCACCUAUUUAAUUUGAAAUUGUUUUAUAUGGAUUUAUAUGAAAAUACAGCUAUUGAUAAAUGAAGAGUUUUUAGUAUCGACUCAAAAGAGGGGUCGUGUUGUCAGUUUCAGAUUUAUGAUGAGAGGGCCCUUCCAGUUGGUUUUGGUUGAAGCUCCUCAGUUGAUCCUCUGUGAAAGAAUCUCAGCUCCAAUUUCUUAAAUGUUCUAUUCUGGGGAAAGAAAACAAACAAAAAAAAAACAGGGCCGCAAACUCUCUCAGACACGGACGUCUUAUUUAAAAUACCGUGUCCUAAUAUUCAGACUGUAGACCAGAUUCCUGAAAUUCCAUCUGGUCUCCAAAUUAAUGUAAAUUUAACUUCAUUUGUGAAUGAAGGUGCUCGAUGCAAAUCAAAGAAAUGACCAAUGUGUGUAUUGUACAGCUUAAUGUGUGUGUGAGUGUGUUUGUGGAUGGGUGGAUGUGGUGCAGGACCGUGAAAUUGAUAAUAAACUUAAAACAAAGAGGUGAA
Micropterus dolomieu (smallmouth bass) is the source of this 6093-nucleotide messenger RNA. It is a transcript of the gene zdhhc5a, whose product is annotated as zinc finger DHHC-type palmitoyltransferase 5a. Gene Ontology annotation, biological process: protein palmitoylation. The transcript has 11 exons. Lineage: Eukaryota; Metazoa; Chordata; Actinopteri; Centrarchiformes; Centrarchidae. The record is from RefSeq and is a predicted model, not a curated record. The coding region runs from base 1805 to 4345 and encodes 846 amino acids. Gene Ontology annotation, molecular function: palmitoyltransferase activity.